AUGAGCUACGAGCCCCUCCCACCCAUGCCAGGCGCAUGGCCAUCAGACGACACAGCCCCCACCUCCCCUCUAACCUUCACCCUCUCUGACUUCAUCUCCGCCGCAAGCAUUGCGCAAACCUACAUCGAAACCACACUCCAGCAAUCCAAAUCCCAAGUCUGGCUCUCCGAAACCAUGACAAACAUGACGCUGUUCACCUACGCCGAGGAACUCGUCGAGAAAUCGGUGGCGUAUGUUACCUAUAUCGCUCCCUACAUCGGUUUCUGGCCAGAAGACCAGUUCCCGCCUCCGCUGGCCGAUGGGGUCAUUCUGUCUUAUACUUUGGAGGAAGUAGGUUUACUUCGGGCGAUAUUACGGUAUUCGCGGGAGACUGGAUUAGAUGAUGAUGCGGUUAUGACGCUGCAGACUUUCAAAGAGGGCAUGGAGACAUAUCGGCUCACAAAGAGCAUCCAGGGGCUGGUUGCGUCGUAUAUUGAGUUCGGGAAUACGAAUUCGGAUGAAUCACCGCGGAUCUGGGAGACGGCAGAGGUAAGGGAGUUUGCGGUUAGGCGCGUUGAGGAUGGAGAGAGUGGCUAG
Messenger RNA from Alternaria viburni, 576 nucleotides. RefSeq lists its product as uncharacterized. Bases 1 to 576 code for a protein of 191 amino acids. NCBI's taxonomy places the organism in Eukaryota, Fungi, Ascomycota, Dothideomycetes, Pleosporales, Pleosporaceae. The record is from RefSeq and is a predicted model, not a curated record. The transcript is spliced from 2 exons.